CUGAAUUUUGACAUUAUUCAUUGACAAAUUCUGGUCGAUACCAAAAUUAUUUUGUUCGUAGUUUUAUAAAAUAAACGAACAAAAUGGCUUUUACAAUUUGUGGCCCGAAACUAUCCCUGUGUGGACUUGUAUUGAGUGUUUGGGGAAUCAUCCAACUGACUCUCAUGGGCGUAUUUUACCAAAUAAAAGCAGUGGCUCUGCUAGAAGAUCUUCCGCUUGGUGAGGCACACAAUAGUAUCGAAGACUUCGUUGCUGAAGUGGAACUUGGUUACUCAACGAAUGCCCAGAACUGCUGGAUUGCUGCUUUGCUGUAUGUCAUCACAUUACUAGUUUCGGGUCACCAGUUUUGGAUGAAUAACCGCUCUUCAGUUAGCAUGUAAAGUUAAGAAUACACAGUAUAUUAAUUUAUAAAUAGUUCCAUUCCAUUUUCAAAGUGCUAGGAAAUAAUGGCACAUGCCUUUCUAACAUGGCAUAGUUUCUCAAGGAAUAAAAGUGAAUUUAUUUUAUUCUUACCAUGUAUAUUUAAAACACACAAUAUAAGAUUGAGAAAUUAUAAGAAUGCAUUUUAUUGAUGUGUCAUAAACAUGAGUAUGAUUUCUUCAAAUAGAGUAUUAUUUGAUCCAUAAUGUUAUAAAAAUGCUGUAAUUAACUAUAGGUAUGUUGUAAAUUGGUUCUAAUUGUUUUUCUCCAAUAAAUUAUAAAUGUUAUGCUUAGUA
Molecule: messenger RNA, 716 nt
Organism: Aricia agestis (brown argus)
Lineage: Eukaryota; Metazoa; Arthropoda; Insecta; Lepidoptera; Lycaenidae
Product: ribonuclease kappa-like
Exons: 3
Coding region: 84-380 (98 amino acids)
Molecular function (GO): RNA endonuclease activity
Source: RefSeq, a predicted model, not a curated record